AUUUCACAUCUACAGAAUUUUAUUUUAUAACUAAAAAUUCUUGUCAAGCAGGAAACAAAAGAAAUGUCCUCACAAGAGAAAAAACCAAAAAAGCAUCAGCAUCAUCACCACCACCAUCAUCAAAAAGGAUCCGUGGCCCUUCCGAAAAAGUCAAAGAACAAUAGGAAGAAGAAGAUAACACGGAAGGAGAAAUCCAACACCGCACUGAACAAAACAGCAUCCAACGACGAUCUUCGGAAGCAUGGCUCAACAAAUGAUGUGACGUCAGAUGGUAAUCCGGCUCUGAUUACUGUUUCGGACACCAACGUCUUCCAUGAGCAACUAACGGCUCCAGCGAGAUCAUCGACACCUUUGAAGACGCCGGCUGCUCAAUCGCCAACUCCAACGGCGGAUCGUCAGAUCGGAGAGCCUGUUCCCGUGGCUCCAACACCGGCCCUGUCAGAAGCACCAGUUAAAUGGAAAGCUGAGGAUGUUGCCGUGGCGUAUAUCGGGAAAUUAGAUGCAUCCCAGACUCGUCCGGAAUACAUUGAUGUGUGUGUCGCAACCAAAGCGAACAUCGAAAAUUGCACGGUCUGGAAGAAGAAUCUGGCCAAGAACCAAACCGACGUUUAUCCGAUUCUUGAUGCGACUCUUGUCAAGGAUCCUGCCAAGCCAGACAGCUACGUGAACAUGUCGUCCGUCAUUGUUCCACAUUGCAGCUACCCGAUUUUGAUGGGUCAAAUUCCAAAACGAGGUCUUGAGGAGGAGUUUUGGAGGGCCGCUUACAACGAGCAGGUUGUGAUGAUGUACGUCUUGGUGGGAUCCGAGGAUGAGAAGUACGACUUCUUCCCAAAGACAACGGGAUCGUUUUUGUAUUAUGGAGAAAUGUUCGUAAACGUUCGCAAGGUCGAGAAAAUGGACGAGGAACGGAGCCGGUACACGAUCGAGGUGCUUCCAAAUGGAUUCUCCAACUCAGUGAUGAUGAACGUCUACGUGCAUACUGGAUGGGAGCCAUUCGGAGUUCCUAUCAGAUAUGCCAACACCACUCGAUCCGUCGUUGAUGUCAUGAACUUCGUCAAGUCUUCGAAUGGAUCAGAGAAACUGCUCGUCGUCUCCAAGAAUGGGUGUGGCCGAGCUGGAUUCUUCAUCACACUGGGCGCGGCCUUCUGCUGCCUCAAUGAUAACUCGGAGCCACGGAUUGGAGAGAUUGUGAAGGCGAUUCGGAGCCAGAGGCCUAAUGCAGUUGAGAGCAUCAAGCAGUACGCCUCGCUUUACCUAUGUCUCCUGUAUUACAUCAAGAAGAAGAUCACGGUUCCAGAAGGAUUGCAGCAAAAGGUGGAGGAUUUGAAGAGAGGAUUGGAAGGAAUAACUAGAGAAGAUUUAACUAUUAUGUUCUGAAUUUUUUUAAAGAAUAAACCAUAUUUAGUUUUUUU
This is a messenger RNA of Caenorhabditis elegans, 1412 nucleotides long. It is a transcript of the gene Y62F5A.10, whose product is annotated as Tyrosine-protein phosphatase domain-containing protein. The record is from RefSeq and is marked reviewed. Gene Ontology annotation, molecular function: protein tyrosine phosphatase activity. The transcript has 5 exons. Bases 64 to 1377 code for a protein of 437 amino acids. NCBI's taxonomy places the organism in Eukaryota, Metazoa, Nematoda, Chromadorea, Rhabditida, Rhabditidae.